Messenger RNA from Arabidopsis arenosa, 1831 nucleotides. Lineage: Eukaryota; Viridiplantae; Streptophyta; Magnoliopsida; Brassicales; Brassicaceae. The record is from the annotation of a GenBank genome assembly.
CUAAAAAUAUCCAUACACAUACAAACACUUGCAAAUACAUCUCAAAUUCUAAACAUUUUGUUUUUCAAUUUCUUCCUUUGAUUUCUUAAAAGAAGAUCCACAACAAGAAGAAUGAAUACAUUCAAGAUAUCCUAUUUCAUUAUGGUGCUCAUAAUUGUCUUAGCCAUUGCUAUAACAUUUAGCGAAUCGCCAACGGUUGAGGCGAAACAUCAACACAAACAUGGUUGGGGGAUAGCCGCUUCAGCAAGGAACAAAGGUAGGAAACCUGUAGGUGCAACAAUGACAUGUGACAAAAGCUCCAAAGUAUGUCGUCUCAAAGGCAGUCCAGGUCGUAAUUGUUGUCGUAAGAAAUGCGUCGACCUGAGGACUAACAAGUUGAACUGCGGAAGAUGUGGAAAAAGCUGUCAAUACUCGGAGAUUUGUUGCAACGGAUAUUGUGUAAACCCAAUGUUUGAUAGGAGACAUUGUGGAGCUUUCUCUUCUUCUAUUGUAGAGUCUGCUUAUAGUAAUGGUUACACCAUCCCCAAACUAUUACUAAAUCCUAUCGAUUCUUGCUGGCGUAGAAACCCUAGUUGGGCGUCUAACCGUCGUUCCCUAGCCGAUUGCGCGGUAGGGUUUGGGAAAUCCGCGGUUGGGGGGAAAUACGGGUCGAUCUACGUGGUUACAAACCCAUCAGACGACCCUGAAAACCCUAGACCCGGAACUCUUAGACACGCCGUGAUCCAAUCUAAACCACUAUGGAUCACAUUCGCACGUGACAUGGUCAUAGUGUUGCGAAACGAACUCAUCAUGAACAGCUACAAGACAAUCGAUGGGAGAGGGGCUAAAGUGGAAAUUGCCUAUGGACCAUGCAUAACGAUCCAACAUGUGAGCCAUGUCAUUAUACAUGGGAUAAGUAUCCAUGAUUGUAAACCAGGUAAGUCGGGUCGUGUAAGGAGUAGCCCGACCCAUGUUGGUAGCCGGAAAGGAUCGGAUGGUGACGCAAUCGCCAUUUUUGAUUCUUCACAUAUUUGGAUUGAUCAUUGUUACUUUUCUCGGUGUCAAGAUGGUUUGAUCGAUGUACUUCAUGCUUCGACGGCCGUCACUAUUUCUAAUAACUACUUCACGCAGCAUGAUAAAGUGAUGUUACUCGGACAUAAUGACAAUAAUGUGGAAGAUAAGAACAUGAAAGUUACAAUUGCAUUCAACCAUUUUGGACCGGGUCUCAUUGAGAGAAUGCCUAGGGUGAGGAGAGGGUAUGCGCAUGUCGCAAACAAUAGGUACGAGAAAUGGCAAAUGUAUGCGAUCGGAGGAAGUGCUGAUCCAACCAUCUUUAGUGAAGGCAACUACUUCGUUGCUCCUGAUGACCCUACCAAAAAACAGGUGACAAAGAGAAUAGACAGUGGAUAUGAUUGGAGGGGAUGGAAAUGGAGAACGUCCAAAGACGUUUUCAAGAACGGAGCUUACUUCGUGCCGUCUGGCUAUGGAACCGUCACGCCGUUGUACGGAAGAGCAGAGUGGUUUCCGGUGUCUCACGGCUCUCUCGUCCCUUCUCUUACUUCAUCCGCCGGUCCUCUCCAUUGCUAUUCCGGCAGAAUUUGCUAACUAAUUAUUCACAUAUAUAUAGAAUGUGAGUAUAUAUAAUGUUUUCAUAAAAUGUAACGUAUUGUUCAUUUUUGUUUCUUUCAUUUCAAACGAUGAGGCGGAAUUCCUGUUUCUGAGGUGUGUUUUGUGAAUUCUUCGUACCCGGGACGGAAUUCAAAGUAUCUCUUGGAGGAUUUAUAUACUUUUUGGUUUUCUUUCAAGAUUUGUUUUGUAAAGACUUGUAUGAUUAUAAAGAUUUGAAGUUGAC